AUGAGUCAGAAUCAAGCUACAGUUGCAUAUCCUCCCCCACCAACAUCAACUUAUCCUAGUGCAUAUUCAGGCCCACCACCAGCUGGCUAUCCAACCAUGGAUGGUCAAUCCGACCAGCAAAAUCCUAUUCCUGUGAAGACUAAAUCCAGGGGUGAUGGCUUCUGGAAGGGAUGUUGUGCUGCCUUGUGUUGCUUGGCAUAUCCUCCCCCACCAACAUCAACUUAUCCUAGUGCAUAUUCAGGCCCACCACCAGCUGGCUAUCCAACCAUGGAUGGUCAAUCCGACCAGCAAAAUCCUAUUCCUGUGAAGACUAAAUCCAGGGGUGAUGGCUUCUGGAAGGGAUGUUGUGCUGCCUUGUGUUGCUGUUGUCUCUGCGACGCUUGCUUUUGA
Messenger RNA from Populus nigra (black poplar), 390 nucleotides. Its product is annotated as protein CYSTEINE-RICH TRANSMEMBRANE MODULE 10-like. The record is from RefSeq and is a predicted model, not a curated record. The transcript has 5 exons. The coding region runs from base 1 to 390 and encodes 129 amino acids. Gene Ontology annotation, cellular component: plasma membrane. Lineage: Eukaryota; Viridiplantae; Streptophyta; Magnoliopsida; Malpighiales; Salicaceae.